Molecule: messenger RNA, 1153 nt
Organism: Saccostrea echinata
Lineage: Eukaryota; Metazoa; Mollusca; Bivalvia; Ostreida; Ostreidae
Exons: 8
Coding region: 77-1075 (332 amino acids)
Biological process (GO): immune response
Cellular component (GO): membrane
Molecular function (GO): tumor necrosis factor receptor binding
Source: RefSeq, a predicted model, not a curated record
AAUAGCAUACUUCAUAUAAAGCUGAACGAAACCAAAACUUUGAUGUAGGCUAAAAAUGGGAAAAUCCCAAUUCUAAAUGGAGUGCAAUUGUUUACCGAAAUCGGAAAGCACGUGUCUGUGUCUGCCGAUUCAGGAAAGAUCUGUACACGGUGCAAAUUGCAGCCAUGAGAAAUACCUACCAACCACCAUCAAAGUACUUGGAGCUGCUGUUGUUUUCUUGUCAGUAGUUGUAGCUUAUUUAAUUAUUCAAACUAAUCAACUAGAAAAAACCCUACAGAGACUGCAAAACAAUGAAGAAGCUCAAGUUUAUUUGGCGCAAAGGCCUUUAUUUGAACCUAAAAGUAUCUUAUAUGGACAGAAGAAAUCAUCUGAAAUCAACAGAAAUCUUGAAUACAGAAGAGAGAAAAGAAAUGGUCGAUGGAGGAAUCAAGUAAGGGCAGAAUUAUCUGAAAUAAAAAGAGAAUUGAACAAGUUGGUGAAUACCACGAUUCGAAACUUGGAAGAUGGAAUAAUGAAGAAGGUCGUCCACUUAACAAUGUCUUCCUCCAUGACUCAGGACACCCUUAAAUCUCCCGUCAAUAACAUAGAGGGUUGCUACAAUAGGAAACACUGCUUCAGAUGGAGUGAUCCGGAGUCUAUAUAUUCCUCCACUUUUGACUAUAUCAGAGACAACGCCUACAAUAUGCCUGUAGCUAUCAAAGUUCGCAGUCCAGGCAUAUAUUUAGUAUAUGCUCAAGUAGCAGUCAACGGUCCAGAGCGAGGGUACGAACCAUCCGUGGGAUUUGAAACAGUUCUGGUUCAUGGUGGAAACGAAAAGACCUUGAUAAAAAGUUACAUAACACAGGAUAAUAGGGGUCAAGCAUAUUACGAUAUAACAGUUGGAGAGUAUCCUUUUGACACAGUGAAUCACAUGGGGAUGUUCAAGCUUGAAUGUGAUGAUUACAUUAUGAUAAGACCAAUUGGAGACCCUACAUUUAUCUAUACUAAUACGGAAGCGUCUUAUUUUGGUGUUGUUCAGAUCAAUCCUGCACGAGCUCUACUGCAUGGUGAUUACAGUUGUAACACCCAAGAAUGACAACUCUUAUUUUAACUUUAUACAACUAUGAUUACUCUGUAAUUCGUUCCCUUUUGUAAGUCACUAUCCUUCUUUGCA